Molecule: messenger RNA, 306 nt
Organism: Venustampulla echinocandica
Lineage: Eukaryota; Fungi; Ascomycota; Leotiomycetes; Helotiales; Pleuroascaceae
Exons: 2
Coding region: 1-306 (101 amino acids)
Source: RefSeq, a predicted model, not a curated record
AUGGUAUCGCUAAAAGAUGUCCAGGGCAAGGUUUACAACUUCAGGAACAAGUCAGAAUGCGUCGGUUUGGGCAUGCCUACUCUCGAUGUCACAAACGUCGUACGUAACUACAUGGUCCUCGUCCGAGAUAUUGUGCUAGGAAAGUUGGAGUAUAUAAAAGUUAUGACAAUCACCUUGAUAUUAAAGGAUAAUAGCGACUACGUCCCUAUUUCGCUAAUACUAAAGAAAGGCUAUCGCUCAGUACAGAGUAGCGUAUUCUCCUUCGAGGAUUCGGGACACGCUGCAGUGUUUUUCGCUAGACGCUAG